UUCCAAAAAUAAGUGUAUUGCAUUCAAUUCAAACACACUCCACGUAAGUUUCCUCGAAUUUCGUCCAUUCCUCAUUCAUUUAUGGAGUAUUUCCUCUUCUUCCUCAACCUCUAGUUCCCUUCUUCACCUUCUAAUCUCUAUUAGGGAUCUUCUCAGUUCUCACUCACAUUCUUACAGCAAACUUUUGGAACAGGGAAGAAGUGAAAUUUCUCAUGUCUACUGUAGGCAACUCCACCAAUAUUUUCUGGCAUGAAUGUCCUGUUGGAAAGAUUGAUAGGCAAAAGCUCCUUAAUCAGAAGGGAUGUGUUGUGUGGAUAACUGGUCUCAGUGGAUCAGGAAAAAGCACGCUAGCAUGCUCAUUAGGCAGAGAAUUGCACUCCAGGGGGAAGCUAUCUUAUGUACUUGAUGGAGACAAUCUUAGGCAUGGUUUAAACAAAAAUCUUGGCUUUGCAGCUGAGGACCGUGUUGAAAACAUACGCAGGGUUGGGGAAGUCGCGAAGCUAUUUGCAGACGCUGGCUUGAUUUGUGUUGCAAGUCUGAUAUCUCCAUAUAGAAAAGACCGUGAUGCUUGUCGUGCAAUGUUGCCAGACGGAAGUUUCAUUGAGGUUUUCAUGAACAUGCCCUUAGAAAUUUGUGAAGAAAGAGAUGCCAAAGGCUUGUAUAAGCUUGCACGUGCUGGGAAAAUUAAAGGUUUUACUGGAAUCGAUGAUCCUUAUGAACCACCAUUGAGUUGCGAGAUAGAACUGAAAAUGGUGGACGGUAUAUGUCCUACGCCGUUAGACAUGGCUGGGCAAGUAGCAUCAUACUUAGGCGAAAAAGGCUUCUUACAUUAUGAAUGACCAUUACCUUAUGAAUCAACAUUACUGUGGAAUUGUCUUGUUCAUGUUCAACCUUAUUGCUCUCUGAACAUGGAUUAUAAACCUAGAUAUUGCUUCUGGAAUGACGCCUCUUUAUCAAGGCAACAUCGACGUAUUAUUGUGAUGUUUGAGUUAACAGAAGCGCUUCCAUAGGUUUAUUCAUGGUCAAAGAUACUAGGAUUGUAUCUAUAGAAUCUGCAGAGGCUUCUUUAGCUUCUGGUUUAGAAGAAAAUAUGUCUUUUAGAUCUCUUCCGCUUGGUAUUUUUUAGAUCUUUUCUUAAAGGUGGAUACUGAAUACAGUUUUUACAUAAUUGUUAUCUAGUUUCGUCAGUUUAAAUACCAUCUUAUUAUUGUGUUGUA
Messenger RNA from Beta vulgaris subsp. vulgaris (sugar beet), 1217 nucleotides. RefSeq names its product adenylyl-sulfate kinase 3. The transcript has 7 exons. The record is from RefSeq and is a predicted model, not a curated record. The coding region runs from base 213 to 839 and encodes 208 amino acids. Lineage: Eukaryota; Viridiplantae; Streptophyta; Magnoliopsida; Caryophyllales; Amaranthaceae. Gene Ontology annotation, molecular function: ATP binding; adenylylsulfate kinase activity. Gene Ontology annotation, biological process: sulfate assimilation.